CGGUGUAGCUCUUCCGCUGUCGCCCCGGUCAGGUAGAAGGUGCUGCCGGGGCCGGUGGUUACGGGGCGGCCCGGUCCGGUGUGGCUUAGCCUACGACGCGCGGGGAGCUCGGCGCUGCCCCUAGAGAGCGCGGUGGGGACGCGCCCCUCCCUCCCGCGGGUUCGCCGGGCGGAGCUCGGCCCGUGCGGUUGGCGGCCGGAGGUGGGCUGGGAGCUGGGUCUGGAGAACAGGCCUUGGGAGAGGCGGCUGAAGGAAGGGGGGUGUUUAACCUGGAGAAAAGGAGGCUGAGACCUCAUCGCUGUCUGCAGCUGCCUGGAAGGAGGGUGUAGAGAGAACUGUUAGUACCUGUGAUAUGAUACCCCAAGUUCGAGUGUGAAAGUAGAAGGCAAAACUUCAUAUGGCAGCCACUGCUGCACUGAAGCAUUAAAUUACUCUGAAGCUAUUCCUGCUGGUUCUGGAUCUGCACAUGCUCACUAUUCACACCGCGAGUGAGCCAGUAAUCAAGAAGCAUGGGCGAAGUAGUUACUAACAGCAGAUGAACUGCCCAUUGUUGAAAAUUGUGGCAAAUUGUCUAUCACAUCUAGUGAUUAAAUUCAAGACAUGGGGCCAAUGAAAUACAAAUCAAGUGUGUCCUCGGUGUCCUGUGGUCUGCAGUAUCACCAUUUGUUGAUAAAGUGGAGUCCAAAAAUGAAUGUACACAUAGUGCGGACUUAUUGCUCAUCAGCACCUAAGAGACCUGAAGCCAAAUCUGCGAUAGAAAUGGCCGUGGGUGUUUUCAGUCGGCUGACGGAAGCUGGAACCGUCAUGGGAAAAAACUCCCUUCAAAAAAUAUCUGCAACCUGCAAGAGCUGGUGGGACAGAUAUGAAGAAUUUGUUGGGAUUAAUGAAGUUCGAGAGGCUCAGGGAAAAGUCACAGAGGCUGAAAAGGUUUUUAUGAUAGCUCGAGGGAUAGUACGAGAGGCUCGUGAAAACGUAGAAGCCCAACAGAUUAAACUGAAGGAAAUUCGGGACCGCUUAGACAGGGUCUCUCGGGAUGACACCCAGUACUUGGAGCUGGCUACACUGGAACACAGGUUGCUGCAGGAAGAGAAGAGGUACCGAGCCACGUAUUUAAAUGCAGAAGAAUCUGAGAGAGAAAAAUUUUCCCUCUUCUCUGCAGCUGUAAGGGAAAGCCAUGAGAAAGAGCGAACAAGAGCUGAAAAAACAAAGAACUGGUCUAUUAUUGGUUCUGUACUGGGAGCCAUUAUAGGUGUUCUUGGUUCCACCUAUGUUAAUCGAGUAAGGCUGCAAGAACUAAAAGUCUUGGUGCUUGAAGCACAGAAGGGCCCAAUAAAUCUUCAAGAAGCCAUCAAAGAACAGGCUUCCAGUCAUUACUUACAGCAGAAGGAUCUCAGUGAGGUCAUAACAGACCUGAAAAAUCUGCUUCAAACAAGGACAUCACAGGAAAUAAAAGAAGGCAUUGUAUUAAGUGGACAAAACAGGAAUGACUCCAUAAAACUAGAUUCUCUUUUAAUUCCUUUAAACGAACAGCUAAACUACACUAAACAAGUCAGUUCAUGUCUAGGGAGUUUACAGCAGCAGUUUAGCAGUUUGCAGGAAAGUGUAGCGCAAAUGAUUUCUGAGGUGCAGGGUGUUAAACUUGCUGUUCAUUCUAGACCUAUGGAAAGAGUGAUGCCAAGGCCUUCAGUGGAGAGUAAAGGCCAGGCUUCUGCUGUGAGAGAUGUAAUUUUGGAGUUGUGUGAUACUGAGCGGAGACUGGAAAUACAAAUCAAGAGAAAUUCUAUUUACAGCACUGCAAUCACAUGCGCUGUGUUUGCGAUUACUUUGCCAGUCCUCUAUGUAAUAUUUAAAGGAAAUUGAUAUCUAAUUAAUUGCCACAGUUUACUAGAUUAAUAAAAGUAAACUUGUACUCUUAAGUACUUACAGUACAAGUCAAAAUAAAGUUGCAUUAGCGUUUCUCGUUUUGCUUUCUCCUUGAUGUUUGGAAAACUCAUAAAGACAGCCCAACUACUCUGCAGGCUCAAUGUUAGCAGUCUUUGUCCUGCUUUGUGAUUUUUAACUCCUCAAGCAAAGGAAAUUUCACAAUUUCGUCUGUUGAUUUCAUUCGCUGCUUUGCUCUUUUACUGUCUAAUCUUGUCUAUCAUGUCAAUCAUUGACUUUCACUCUGCAGUGGCAUUCGUGAUUUUCUGUUCAAAUGGUUCUUUUAAUCUAUCAUCGAUCUAAGUGCUUCAGAUGUAAUCUUUUAUAAUUUUGCUCCUGAUUUCUAUACAGUUUUGCAAUUUGUCCAUGCACAAAACAUUAGGAGUCAUUUUACUGAACAGGUAGAAAUAUUUACCCUGAAGUUUUUGUUUUCUUUUGUUUAAAUUCUAGAUACAACGCAGUGACUUGCAAUUUGACAAACGGCAGGGGCCAUGAAAAUAAAACGAGUUGAAGUUAUCAUGAUAACGAUGUGGCUGUACAGCCAGAUCAUGCAUUUAAAAUACGUUUAAGUUACCUAUGGUAACUUUUUCCUAGGAUAGUUUAUCAUGGAGUAUCCAAAAGCAUUUCUGGAGCCCCAGCUAUUAGUUACUGUUAGCUCCAAGUCCUUAAAGGCUUGCAGACAGAGGGAAAAAUUAUUGAGAUGUAGGGUUGUAUAAAGCAUGAUGAUGAUAAUUCUGCAGAUGCAAGACAGUUGUCCUUUCUCUUCUUUCUCUUCGGACUCCUUCACCCAUCAUUCCUUAGGUAUUUUGUGGUUUUAGUAAUGAUCUAUGGAGCAAUCACUUUCUUAACCUUACUAGUAUCUCUUGCUGGAACUUGCUCCGUUUUUUAUUCUUUUUUCAAUUUUUUUUUUUUCUGUCUGGGAAUCAGAGUGUUACUCUACAGCAGGCGGUUUCAGGCUGGUACAUUAAUGGUAGUAAUGUUAUGCAAACUACUCCAAAAUAAUAUUUGGAAAAAAGUGAAAGGUCCAGCUGCUUGUUUUUCCUGGAAGAGGUGAAGAAUAGCUGAUUGUCUAAACAGCUAAACAUCAGUAUCUGUGUGUGGCCUAACACAAAGUUGUUGUCACUCUGAUAAGAAAUAGUUUUCUCCCUGCGAUGGCAGCAGAUAAGCAAAUCAGAUGUGGAACGCCUUUAUAAGCACUCUGUGGAACCUUUGCAGACAAAGGAGCGACACGCUCACUUCACAGUGUAAUGCCUUUGUGUAAGCAUUUAGGAAUGACUAAGUUGUGUUUAACAUACAGUCUGCUGUGGGUUUUUAUUCUCAUCAACUCUUUCUAGUUUCUUAUCCCCAGUGACCAUAUCAAAGGUGUUUGAGGUUUUGAUUUUAAGCGUCUAAGACUGCGAGAUCCUUGGGACAGGGACAUUUGCUUGAUGAAGCACCAACUUCAUUUGGUAUCGUUAGGUGAUGACUGAAUAAGCAAACAAUAUCAGGAGAGAUCUGUGGUGAUUCACUGCUUGUAAGGGAGAUAAAGUAUGUAAAAAGUGGUUUUGGGAAGGACUGCUGCUGAUUUAUACAUUGAUUGGAGUGUAAAGUGAAUAACAAGCAUUUGUCACGGAAGCUGUUUGAUCUGAUGGCUUGAGAACUGGGAUAAGAAUUCCCAUGCACUUAGUUGCAUCAAGAAGUGUACGUACAGGUCAAUACAAUUUUUCAACUCUAAUAUUUCGUUUUCUCGUUUGACAAAUGUUUUUACAGGUUAUACUUGCAGGAGCUUUAUAAAAAUCAGAGACAAGUGUGCAAUUAAAGGGGCUGCAAGGGUACAAUGGUUCUAUUUGUAAUGUGCUGGCACCACUCACUGAGAAUUUUGUUCUGGUUCUUUUUGUUUCUUUCAGUUUAACUACAUGAAGUUAGGCCCCUUUAUUAUGUAAGUGGCUGAAUUUUAGCUACUCAGCGUCACUGAAAAGUAUGGAUUACAUGUACAAACAUUUAUACAGUUUUAAAAUGCUGAAUGUAAGGCAGCUAAAUUUUAAAAGUAGAGGCAACAUUCACUGAAUUGUACUUGGUGGCAUCAAAAAUUAGUAGAAGUCUGAGGCUAAUCUUGUGUGCAAUAAAUAAGAGGAUACAAAACCAAGGGGUGUUUAUUGCUCUAGAGAGGCAUGAUUUUACCCAUUUAAAGGAGGUACAAUGGUAGCUUUUACAUUAUGUAGACUUAUGGUAAGAAAAAGAGAGUGAGAACAGUAGCAAAUUAGUCUGUGAUAAAUCAGAGUUUGAAAUACACAGUCUGAAAUUUGAGAAGGGCUGGGUGGUGUGAUGUGUAUCAAGAUGUAAAUAACUGGAUCUCAUCUCUUGUAGGGAGUAUGGAAUAUUCAGGAAUAG
Messenger RNA from Cuculus canorus (common cuckoo), 4290 nucleotides. RefSeq names its product coiled-coil domain containing 51 (gene CCDC51). The transcript has 5 exons. The coding region runs from base 601 to 1860 and encodes 419 amino acids. The record is from RefSeq and is a predicted model, not a curated record. NCBI's taxonomy places the organism in Eukaryota, Metazoa, Chordata, Aves, Cuculiformes, Cuculidae.